UAUUACAUAAAAACUUAACGGUUCUUAGAGAUCUAUUAUCGAUUUAAGCAUAUAUCCUCAUUUGUCUUAAUCGGCGUACGUAUAUUCAAAAGAUAAAAGCGAUCCGAAACACAUCUCCACUCUGAAACUUAAAUUGUACUUGUAAUAACGGACGAAUGAAGAAACAAAAAAGUUUUCUUAUCUGUUCGAGUACCGAACACGUGGACGCUACAAUGCUUCGCAAUUAAAACUCCAUUUCGGCGGAAUUUUAAUUAUUAUAAUCGUUGAUUUUGAAAUGAGUGAACUAAUAAGGCAAAUAGUUUUAUUAGGAUGCAACCGUUUAUUCGUUUUCUGCAUGGUUGCCUGGUUAGUGUUUCUUCUUAUGGUCUUUUUGCCCUUUUUGAAUUCCCAUUCCCAAACAAUUAUCGAUACUAGCACAGCAGAAAAGCUGAAGAGUGUCAAAUCUGAUUUAGAAAUUCUAAGGAAACAAAAUUUGGAGCUUCAGACAAUCAUUAAGUAUAUUAACGUGGGAGAUUUAAAGUCGAAUUUAGACCCUGAAAGCGAAUUUUUUAUUGAGAAGGAGGAUCCCAAUUCACAAUAUGAAAUAACUCGUAGGAGGGUUGAAAAUGGAAUAAAAGAAUGGUGGUAUUUUAGUAAUUCGGAACUAAAAAAACUGAAAAACGACACAAAUAAUGCUAGUCCUGAUUUCUCAAGUUCAAUUAAUAAAAUUAUGACUCUUGGACUUGAACAUGCACGAUCUCUUUUGCAUGACAUUAAUUUUCUAUCAGAAGCUGAUGGUUACGCAAAAUGGAGAGAAAGAGAAGCAGAAAGUUUAAGUAAUAUUGUCCAGGAAAGACUUAAGUAUUUGCAAAAUCCUUCUGACUGUGCAAAUGCUAAAAAACUCAUUUGCAAUAUUAAUAAGGGAUGCGGAUAUGGAUGUCAAAUACAUCAUUUGGUAUAUUGUAGCAUAGUUGCUUAUGGCACUCAAAGAACCCUUAUUUUAAAUUCGAAGGGCUGGAUAUACAAUAAAGCAGGCUGGGAAACAAUAUUUAAACCUGUAAGUGAUACUUGUACAGACCCAGGUGGAGCAUCAGUUAAGGAAUGGUCCGAGCAUCCUGACGCCCAGGUUGUCAAUUUAACAAUAAUUGAUUAUGUUCAACCAAAGCCUAAGUUUAUUCCUCCAGCUGUUCCUAAAGAUUUAGUUCUUAGAUUAGCUAGACUUCAUGGUGAUCCAGUCAUUUGGUGGAUAGGUCAAUUUUUAAAGUACCUCCUCAGGCCUCAGGAAGCUACUGAAAAACUGUUAAACGAUGCUACAAAAAAGAUGAAUUUUGCUAAACCAGUUGUAGGAAUCCACGUUAGACGGACUGAUAAAAUUGGAACAGAAGCCUCAUUUCAUAGCAUUGAAGAAUACAUGACAGCAGUUGAAGAUUAUUACGAUGCACUGGACAUGUCAGAGGAUAAUGUUAGAAGAGUUUAUAUUGCAUCAGACGAUCCUACAGUAAUUACAGAAGCUAGAGAAAAGUAUCCAAAUUAUGAAAUUUUAGGAGACCCGAAAAUUUCUAGUUCUGCUGCUGUUGAAACUCGAUAUACAGAAGAUUCACUGAAGGGAAUUAUAUCAGACAUACACUUUUUAUCACAAAGUGACUACCUAGUUUGUACAUUUUCUUCACAGGUAUGUCGCCUUGCCUAUGAAAUAAUGCAAACCAAAUAUCCCGACGCUUCGGCUCGUUUUCGUUCUUUGGAUAAUAUUUUUUAUUACGGAGGUCAAGAUAGUUAUUAUCAUGUCACAGUAGUACCCCACAAAGCCGAAGACCCCAAUGAGAUCGACUUGAAGGUAGGCGAUUUGGUGGACGUAUCUCAAAACUACUGGAACGGAUACAGUAAAGGACGUAACAUGCGAACGUUAAAGUUGGGAUUGUUUCCGAGUUUUAAAAUUAAAAAUAGUAUAAAGUCUGUCACAUUUCCAACUUAUUCUGAAAUUAAUAAAGAGCCCGACAAUUAG
This is a messenger RNA of Agrilus planipennis (emerald ash borer), 1981 nucleotides long. Its product is annotated as alpha-(1,6)-fucosyltransferase-like. The coding region runs from base 275 to 1981 and encodes 568 amino acids. Lineage: Eukaryota; Metazoa; Arthropoda; Insecta; Coleoptera; Buprestidae. Gene Ontology annotation, biological process: protein N-linked glycosylation. Gene Ontology annotation, cellular component: Golgi cisterna membrane. The transcript is spliced from 7 exons. Gene Ontology annotation, molecular function: glycoprotein 6-alpha-L-fucosyltransferase activity; protein binding. The record is from RefSeq and is a predicted model, not a curated record.